CGCUCCCCUCGGGCGCUGGCAAGGGGCAGGCUCGGCUUGUUCCUGCCUCCAACUUCGCCCAAGUUAACUCGGGUUUCCCCCGCCCCGCAGGGUCUGCCUGGCCUCCCGGUCCUCCGGUAGGGAGAGAGGGAGGGAGGGUGGGGAAAGGCGUGUCCUGCCUGGGCUGCCGCCGCCGCCACCGCUGCCGGAGGCAGAUCGGAGAUAUAAAAGACCUGGCCGUGGUCCGGUUGUGCUUUCAGUCAGCGCAGACGCUCAGGUCGUGGGGAGGGGGCGCAGCGGGGCGCGGAGAGCGGCGGCGGGACAGGCGGAGGCAGCGCGGGGCUCGCCGUGGGCAACCCCAAUGCGUGGACUAUCGGCUGCUGCAUUAUGCUGGAGCUACAGUUCCGCUGAAGGGAGUUUGCACACGGCCGGCUGGGCUGGACUGCAGCGCUGCCAUUCCUUAUGAAGAAGGCACAAACUUGGAUUAUCACUUGCUUUUGUCUUCAACUACUCCUACUUAAUCCUCUUGUCAAAGCCCAGAGUUCCUGCGGGAAUCCAGUCACAGAUGAUGUGAAUGACAUUGCAAAAUUGGUUGGAAAUCUCCCAAAUGAUUAUAUGAUAACCCUUAAAUAUGUCCCAAAGAUGGAUAGUCUGCCUGAUCACUGUUGGUUGCAUUUGAUGGUGCCUGAAUUUUCAAGGAGUCUACAUAAUCUUCUCCAGAAAUUUUCAGAUAUUUCAGAUAUGUCAGAUGUUUUAAGCAACUAUUCAAUCAUCAAUAAUCUCACAAGGAUAAUUAAUGAUCUUAUGGCAUGCCUUGCUUUUGAUAAAAACAAGGAUUUUGUAAAAGAAAAUGGUCACCUUUAUGAAGAAGGUCGCUUCAUUCCUGAGGAUUUUUUUAGGCACUUUAAUAGUACCAUUGAGGUCUACAAGGAGUUUGCAGACACACUGGAUAAGAAUGACUGCAUUCUGCCUUCAACAGUAGAAACACCAGAGAAUGAUUCCAGAGUCGCUGUCACAAAAACAUUUUUGUUUCCUCCUGUUGCUGCCAGCUCCCUUAGGAAUGACAGCAUUGGCAGUAGCACUAGCAGUAACAAAGAAGCACUUGGCUUCAUUAGCAGCUCCAGCCUGCAAGGGAUCAGCAUAGCAUUGACAUCAUUGCUGUCUCUUCUUAUUGGCUUUAUUUUGGGAGCCAUAUACUGGAAGAAAACACAUCCCGAACCCAGACCAGAAAGUGUUGAAACUACACAGUGUCAUGACUGUCAAGAGGAAAAUGAGAUAAGUAUGUUGCAGCAAAAAGAAAAGAAACAUCUACAAGUGUAGCUGUUGCUUUUUUUCCCUCAACACUGUUACUGUUUCAUGUACUGCAGGUAACAGUUCCAUGUUCGCUUCAUAAAUGAAGCAGCUUUAAGCACAUUCGUAUUCCUUCUGGAGUGACAGACUGAGUCUGCAUCUGUUGUUGCUGCCCAUGACUUCGUAGACAUGAUAUAGAAACGAGGACAAUUUGUGUUUGUUACUGUGAAACCAACAGUGAAUUGAACAAUUAAAGAAGAGUGUGCACUUAGCAGGACUGUCUCUUAUAUGAAUAUCUACCUUGUGUGACAUUUGAGGAUUUCUAAUUGCAUUAAUACUUUCAUCUGACUCUGGCAAACAAAGUAUGUCCUGAACAAAAAGCAUCUUUCAAAUGCCUCCAACUAUGUAUAAUCAUUGCAAGUCGUAAAUACCUUUCCACCCUUAUUUAAAUUUUGUGUCCUCUACCUUACACUGAUGUCUUCAGAUGGAGAUCUCUGAACUGACAGAAAAUGCAGAAAUGGAUACAGAUAACAUACUGUUCGAUAUUGUAUAUAAAACUUGAAAGUAAGGUCAUACCAUGAACUAGAGUUCUAGACUUUUACUUAUAAGGAGCUGUGUUUAUGCCUGGCAAAGGUCGUGUGUACAGCAACAUGUGGUCUCUGUCGGGUGCCAGGUGGCUGGUUGCCCACCCCAGAAAGCCUCAAGAAUUUAUCAGCAUUGAUGGUCUCUGUUCAGGAGAAGCAAAUACUGGAUGAAGACAAAGUAAACAAGAGGUGAAUGUAACUCAUAGAGCUUCGAAGCAUUCAGAGUAACUGCUGGGGAUGUGAACACUGGUGAAAUUUCCAGCCAUGCUAAGGGAAAGUAAAGAGUCUGAAUUACGUUCAAACAUCAGAAUAAAGACAAAUCCGUGAAAUGUGUUUUAAAUUCUGAUGAUAUAUGCCAUUGAUACUUUGUCUUUAAAUGUCUAGAGUAGGAAAUCUGAAAGAUACUGAGAGUGUAUUUAGCUUUUACUUACAUCAGCUAUAAUUAAUGUUUGCAUUGUGUUUUAAGUGAUAAGUAAGCUUUAAUAUCCUGGCAUUCUCCACUCUUGAAGGUUAAUUCUUUUGAAACAAAAGAGAAAGGCUUUGUUUCUCACUUGUCUUCUGCAUCUGUUGCUGUUAUAGCAUCAAUGGAAUAUGUACAGGACUGAUGUACAGACAUGUAUUUUCAAGUAAAUCCUAAAAAUACCAUGGUAAAAGUUACAAGUGUAGUUGUGCAUCUUUUCAUCUUGGCUCUUUCCGAAUAAUGGUUGUGAUUAUUUAUCGGUAUUAGGGGGGUUUACUCCCAAAAGGUAAAGGCUCACUUCAGAUGUCAAACUGUCAUCUGUUAUCAAAUUGACCAGGUCAGCAAGAGUUCUAGUUUAACCUACUUAAGAAAUUAAAAAAAAAAAUCCCUUUUAAUGUUUUGCAUAAAGUUUGAGUUCUCUUUAAAAUGUAUAGUCACUAAAGUUUUUAAGAGUUCUGUGGAAUUUUUUUCAUCUGCUGAAUUUUCUGAGAACCAUGCAUAAAAAGAAUAUGUCAUACAUAUAAUACAUACGUAUGUGUGCAUGUAUGUGUGUGUGCGUGUGUGAGUGUGUGUGUAUUAUUGGUAAAACUGUCUUAUUAAAAAGACAAAACCUCAGAACCUUACCAUGUUUGAUGACAGAGCUGAUGUGUGCAUAUAGCCACUCUGCGUGGAAUUUUUACUCUAUGAGAUCAUUGUUAAAACUUCUCAUGAAUUUACUGAUGCAAGGAUUUGAUCAUGUGGAAUUUUUAUUUAUACUCGGGCCCUUUUUGCGCUUCCUGGAUGUCAGAAAAGGGUCCUCAAGUCCUACUCAGCUGGUAUAAAUUCACAUAAUUCCAUUAAGUAUAACAGAACUUUGCAUCAUCUGAGGAACUUCUCUUAGACAAGAUCAAAAGAAGCUUAGUGUGAGAAGCUUCAUGAUUAUUCAGAAAGAUGCUCCUGUAGAACUCAUCCAAUUAAUAAUCAAGAUUGUUCAUCACAUCUAAAAAGCAAGUGCAUUCCUCAAAUAACAGAAUUCCCCAUCUGCGAUUAAGUUUCCUUUGACAUUGUGUCGUUCUUUACUCACAAGGCCCUCAGACUCUGAGUUUCAAACCUAUUUAAGAGUUAUCCUAAAAAAAAUGUCAGUAUGACCUAUUUGAUGGAAAUUUGCACCUUAUUGGUAAUGUAGAGAAUAACUGUGUUUUAGUUUUGACUGAAUGGAAGUGUCCAGAAGCAGUUAUCCUUACACAUUGUACAAAAACCUUAAAUACUUCAUACAAUAUGAUAUUAAGGCAAGCUUAUACAUUUGAAGUUUUAAAAAAAUUUUCUUAGAUUCAGUCAAACAAUAAUCUUGUAUUUAUUAAUGUUCUUGUUCCUAAAUGCAUUCUGUCCAGAAAAUCAAAUACACAAUGAUGUUGCACAUUGGUGUGCCCCAAAUUAUACUUUGAUAUUCAAAAUGUGCAAUAUUUUAGGCUUCUUAGUCUACUAUUCAAUACUACAGAAAAUAUCAGCUAUGAAUUGAAACAUGCAUUAAACACAGAUUUGACAAAAUAUUCACCUUCCAAGAGCAAUAUCUCAAAAAAGUAGCUAAAUCACUUUCAAAUAAUGUCAGAUGCUUUAAUCUUUCUGUGGAGCAAGGGAAAUUUAAGGCUAUAUGAGAAUAGAAAGAAAAUUUAUGUACAAACUUUCCACCUUCACAUCACAAACUUUGUUCUUUGAAUAUGCACCAAAGUCAUUUGACACAUGGAGUAGCAGAACUGUUGUUCGACCUUAUUGUUUUCCCAUUCUCUGCAACUCCUUUUGAGAGAUCUGAACAUAACAUCAGAUGUUCUCAGUCCUCUUGCAAAGCAGGACACUUCUAGACAUUCUGUAGAUACAGUAGAUAGCAUGGCAUUGGAAAUGGGAUUGUGAAUUUAUUGGAAACUUUCUGUGGCCACUGAGGAGAUCUUUACUUUGGACAUAGUGACAUUUUGAAAGACAACUGACUUGUGAGACAUCUUUGAAAUAAAUGUAAAUAGAAAAAGUUACUGUUCAGUGGGAGUUGGGGUGGCAGAAAUAGACUUUUAAUUGUCUCUGUAUUCCAUUGUAAGCUGUUUAACUUCUGGAGAGUGAUCAGUUUUUCAGUCUUCUUUUUGGGUAGACAGAGCCUACGCAUUAACACAGUUGGAAAACUAACACCCUUCCUCUUAAAAUGAAAUUGGGGGAAAAUGGGUGUUGUAUUUUUUUUAUACAAAAGUCAGCCAAAUUUGGCUUUUGGAUAUCUGUGGUGAGAAACAACAUUUUUAAGUUGCCUUUGAAAUAGUUCACUUUUGCAUGCAAUUAUUAAGGGCCUUGUGAGGAAAAAAAAAACAGAUAGUGAUAUGCUGAGUAACUCUGUUUAGGUUUGUGUUUACUUGAAUGAAUUAAUGGUACUUAUUUCAUCACAAGGUCAUUUUAUAAGCUUUCUUAUAAAAUGUGCUUGACUACAAAUGUGCUUAACUAUGGAGUGUGUGUACAACCUGCACAUUUUUUUAGGUUCUCAUCUUCACCAGCUCUGUUUUCUCUGUUGCUCUCUCUUUGUAAUAUGCUGAAACUGUUCAGUACACACAGUACAACUACUAAAUUGAAAAUCUAACUGUAUAUAUAAAAUACUGAUAUUUUGAGUUAGAUUUACAUUUAAAAAUUAUCCAACAUUCUUCAAUUCAGGAAUCUGAUUCAACUGCCUUAAACGCAGAUCUACAGUAAUGGUGACAUGUUGCUAUUAUGUUAUCAAAUUGAUGGAACACGGAAACUUCAGACUCUUUAGUGACAGAGACACAGGCAUUUGCUGGUUGCAUCACGGGCAAAUUCAUUUAUUUAAAUGUAACUGUCAGCACAGUUUUGCAUAGUUACAUUCUGACUGAAGGUAAUCAACAAAGUUUAUAAAAUGUGAUGUGUGUACAUAUGUGUCCUCUUGAAGAUAGAUGUUUUCCCACAUCCUUUUUUAUAUCAGUUCAAAUUUGGAAUUUACAUUAUAUACAUAUACUUUAUUGUUCUAAAUAAAGAUAUUAUGCACUGCCAAAUAA
This is a messenger RNA of Pipra filicauda (Wire-tailed manakin), 5333 nucleotides long. It is a transcript of the gene KITLG, whose product is annotated as KIT ligand. The coding region runs from base 442 to 1299 and encodes 285 amino acids. The record is from RefSeq and is a predicted model, not a curated record. Gene Ontology annotation, cellular component: plasma membrane. Gene Ontology annotation, molecular function: cytokine activity; stem cell factor receptor binding. The transcript is spliced from 10 exons. Gene Ontology annotation, biological process: positive regulation of cell population proliferation; cell adhesion. NCBI's taxonomy places the organism in Eukaryota, Metazoa, Chordata, Aves, Passeriformes, Pipridae.